This is a messenger RNA of Aspergillus costaricaensis CBS 115574, 2361 nucleotides long. RefSeq lists its product as uncharacterized. Gene Ontology annotation, cellular component: membrane; nucleus. The transcript is spliced from 7 exons. Gene Ontology annotation, molecular function: DNA-binding transcription factor activity; transferase activity, transferring alkyl or aryl (other than methyl) groups; transcription cis-regulatory region binding. The record is from RefSeq and is a predicted model, not a curated record. The coding region runs from base 1 to 2361 and encodes 786 amino acids. NCBI's taxonomy places the organism in Eukaryota, Fungi, Ascomycota, Eurotiomycetes, Eurotiales, Aspergillaceae. Gene Ontology annotation, biological process: positive regulation of transcription by RNA polymerase II.
AUGACAGAGCAGCAUAUUUCGCAAGCUGUGAAAUCAUACCAUCUUCUAAAAUCCAACCUCGGGGCAGGAGUUCUUCUAUACUUAUCCGCCGCUUGCAUUCGGCUACUACCACCACCGGAUUUCUCAGCGUUCACUGUUGUCGCCAAAAUCUUCUGCGUCUCAGUGAGCCACCAAUACUGCUGGGACAUCGUUAACCAGCUUACCUCGGUUGAUGAAGACCGAAUCAACAAGCCUAAAAGGCCCAUCCCAGCCGGCCGUCUCACUGUAAUAGGAGCCAAAUGGAGAUGGUUUAUCAGUUGGACUAUAUCUCCUGCUAUCUGCUACACCCUUCUUGGCGGCGAAGCCUUGGUCAUAUUUCUCUUGUCUGAAGCCUUGAUUUACAUAUGCUACGUAUGGCCUAGACUUGAUCACUGGGCAUCCCGCAAUACCUUCCCAGCCCUUUGGACAUUCCUCUCAUUCCGCCUUUUGAACAGUGUCGUCUGCAAAACCUACCCACAACUAUCAGCACAGCCAAAGGUGGAUGUGAUUCUCUCGCUAUGGGUCCUCGGAACUAUUCAUAUUCAGGAGUUUCAUGAUAUCGAUGGCGAUCGGAAGAUAAAGCGCAGAACACUUCCUGUGCUUUGUUCAAGUGCUUCUUCUAUGAAGAUGCUGAGGGGCAUCACAGCUGGCCUGAUUGCUGCUAGCGGGUUGUUUGUGGUCCUGUGGGGAUGGAUACAGUGCCUUGGGUCUUUCGACUUGCGGAGUUUUGGCCUGGUGAUUACGGGAAUAUUCCAUCUUCUCGGUGCGUUGGCGGUUGGUGUUCGUUGUGUUUUUGCGACGUCGGUGGGUAUGGAUGAGAGAACUGAUUUUUCCUGGGUGCCAAUAUAUGCUGACCAACUAGGUCUGGGCCACAUCUGCGAGCCUCAAAAGCCCGGAAGACCUGCCUCUGAAGUCCCGUCGCUAGCUUAUCGCCGACCUAGGGCUUCCCGAUCGCGCGGUGGAUGUACCUCAUGCAAGGCGCGGGAGAAGUCUUCGUCACCAGCCCUCGCCUCUCCGCAGCCGUCGCCUACGUCUUCCUCUUCCGAAAUUGCUCACGAACCCAUCCUAUCUUCCGUUUCGGAUCCAGUCUCAAAGAUCGGUCCGAUUUCUCCUUCAGAGAAUCUGUUAUCAUCCGUCAGCGAUGAUCUGCUAUCUCCAUUCUCGCCCCUCUGGAUUGAUGUGGAGAUGAUCCUCGGACCCAUUCAGUCUCCAGAUGGCACAUUUAAUCCCCAUCUCCACAAUGACGACGAUCGUAGUCUAUUCAAUCACUAUGUACAUAUCGUGUCACGAGCACUAUCACGUUCCACAACUACUGACUCCAUGACCAACCCAUUUCUAGCAACUCUGCUACCCAUGGCCGCCGCAUCGGAGACGCUAACUAGCGUCAUACUGGGCCUUAGCGGCUGCCACUGGCGGCGCAUCUAUCCCCAAAUUUGGGACCGUGCCCUAGCGCGUCAAGGAAAAGCCUUAGCACAAGUGAGCAACUUACUCCGUCGACCGAACCAAAACAGCCAAUCAUUCCUCGAGGCCUGUGCCACCAUUCUCCUGCUCUGUCUCACAGAGCUAUUCGAAGGCACCUCUCGCGUCUGGAAAUGGCAUCUCAAAGCGGCAGGGAACCUUCUUAGCACUGCAGCAGCUGCCACCGAUCUGCACCGCCUGUCAUCAACCCCAGAAGGAAACUUCUGUCUCCAACUCUUCCACUACCUCGACGCCAUGUCCACCAUAUCCCGCUGCAAACCGCCAUUAUUACGCGCAGUACCCCUCGGAGAUAACUCCGUCUCCGGAAUUCCCCCACCCCUACUAGAAUACCUCGGCCGGGUCAACCUCCUCGCCGCCCACCGCAGCCGACGCGUCGACGACCUCUCCGAGAUCGGAUUCCGAACAGCCGCUGCGCACGUACGCGCACAGCUCGAUACCUGGCGAGUGGAUUACGAUGCGACCAGCACUGCUCUGGUAAACAGCGACGCGAACAGAGCAACAACAGCCUUCGAAUGGGCGAUUCGAUUACGACUACAUCAGAUCGUAGACGGCUAUGAUCCAAACCAUGCAGACGUGGAGAAUGCUCUCUCUCACAUUAUGACAGCUGUGCUGGCAAUCCCUUAUGGUAGUCCUGUGGAGGGUAGUCUGCUGUUUCCGUUGGUGAUUGCUGGCGCUAGUUGUAGGGAUAGCAUGGAGCGGAGGAUGGUUGUUAAGGAGCGGUUGAUAGUGAUGGAGAACACGUUGGGGUUUGGACAUAUCUCGCAUGCGAGACGGUUACUGGAGACAGUGUGGGCUGAUGAGGGCGGGGAUGGGAAUUGGGCGAGAAUAAGGUAUAGUUCGUUUCCUGGGGUGGUGUUUGUUUAG